Messenger RNA from Vollenhovia emeryi, 1631 nucleotides. RefSeq names its product tuftelin-interacting protein 11-like. The record is from RefSeq and is a predicted model, not a curated record. Gene Ontology annotation, biological process: spliceosomal complex disassembly. NCBI's taxonomy places the organism in Eukaryota, Metazoa, Arthropoda, Insecta, Hymenoptera, Formicidae. Gene Ontology annotation, molecular function: nucleic acid binding. The annotation marks the transcript as partial. The transcript is spliced from 6 exons. Gene Ontology annotation, cellular component: U2-type post-mRNA release spliceosomal complex.
GAAUAUGGGCAGACGACAGCGAUGAGGAUGAACUAUCUGCCAGACCAUCUUUCAAGACCUUCAGUAAGGAUCCUAAAAAUUAUAUGGCACCGGUUAAUUUUGUCGCUGGUGGUAUCCAACAGGCAGGAAAACUGAAGGAGAAGGAAGAUGAGGACGAUGAAGAAGACAAGGAAGAAAGGGAGGCAAAGCACAGUAGUUCGAGUUCAGCAGAUCAGAGGCCAAAUCGUUUGAAACCGCAUACGCCCUUCUCCUUAAACUUGGAUAUUGCGGGUCUGCGUAAAAAGCGCCAUAAAGUGGAAGUGAAAAGUGUACUUUGCAGUUGGCAAAUACACACCAAGGGCGUUGGCGCCAAACUGUUGCUGCAGGUAUUUCAUGAACAUGAAAUAAUCAUAAUAUACUUGUUUCAGAUGGGAUUCAAACCUGGGAAAGGUUUGGGGAAGAAUUUACAAGGCAUGAGCGUGCCAGUGAUAGCGCAUAUUAGAAAGGGAAGAGGCGCCAUUGGGGCAUAUGGCCCUGAAAAUAAAGAUGGAUAUGCGAUAUCAUCUAAUAAAACUCAUCAUCAAAACUCAACAUCUAAUAAAACUCAUCAUCAAAACUCAACAUCAAAGUUUGCGCUGCCAAAAUUACAGCGAAAAUUAAAUGUAAUUUUAGACAGAUGCCAAAGAGAAGUGAUUUUAAAUGAUCACCGUAGAAAAUAUUUAAAAAAGAAAAUAAUUGUCCUGAGGGCCGAGAAAAUGAAUUCAUCUAAGAGACUGGAUGAAUUAGCCAGUAGUUUGGCAGUAGUUAGAGCCAUCCAUGUUUAUGAACAAAUUAGGCAGUGGAGGGAGCCCGAAGCAAUCGAAUUAUUGGUAGAAUAUUGGAUGCCAAGAUUAUCCAAUUGGAUCUUGGAAGAUCUAUUAGAUAUAUUAGUAUUAAAAUUGACAUUGGAGGUGGAAGAAUGGAAUCCUCUUACCGAUACUGUACCUAUUCACACGUGGAUUCAUCCUUGGUUGCUGUUAUUACGAAAUCGCUUAGAUACUUGGAUUUAUCCAAUAAUACGUAGAAAACUUGGAUCUGCACUAGGAGGUUGGCAUCCAUCAGACAGAUCUGCUAGAUUAAUGCUGCAACCUUGGGCAGAAGUGUUCUCAAAGGGAGAUAUGGAAUCAUUUUUAGUUGAGAACAUUAUUCCAAAAUUGCAAGUAGCCUUAUCCGAAUUAGUCAUAAAUCCACACCAACAACACUUGGAUCAAUGGAAUUGGGUAUAUGAGUGGAAGGACUUGAUCCCUGUUCAUAUCAUGGCGGGAUUACUUGAUAAAAUCUUUUUUCCAAAAUGGCUACAUAUCUUGGCGAUUUGGCUCAAUAAUUCACCUAAUUAUGAUCAAGUUGCAAUGUGGUACAUGGGUUGGAAAGGAAUGUUGAAUGACAAAUUACUGGCGGAACCAAUAAUAAAAGAUCACUUUAAGAAAGCGUUGGAAAUGAUGAACAGGGCUGUCACUGGGCCACAAAGUCGUAAAGUUUAGUAAAGACCUUUGUGACAGGAGCUAGUUUCAACCAAUCCAAGUCAAAGGAACUGGCGUGGGAUUUUACAUUGGAAUUGGACAUUGUCAUCCGCAGUCCCGUGUAUCAAACCUUGAAUUCGAUGUCCACGUGUC